Penaeus indicus is the source of this 810-nucleotide messenger RNA. RefSeq lists its product as uncharacterized. The coding region runs from base 1 to 810 and encodes 269 amino acids. The transcript is spliced from 3 exons. Lineage: Eukaryota; Metazoa; Arthropoda; Malacostraca; Decapoda; Penaeidae. Gene Ontology annotation, cellular component: nucleus. Gene Ontology annotation, biological process: chromatin remodeling. The record is from RefSeq and is a predicted model, not a curated record.
AUGACUGGAAGAAGCAGGGAGGUAGCAGAGACCAUGAAGCAGAGAAAAGUGAAAAUACUCUGUGUGCAAGAAGUAAUGUGGAGGGGCGGCGGAGUAAGGGAGAUCGGAGGUUAUAAGCUGUGCUACUCCGGAAGCAGAACGGGAAGAAACGGCGUGGGUAUCAUCCUCGAUGAAGAGCUCAAGCAAAGGGUGGUGGAAGUCCAAAGGCCCUCAGACAGGUUGAUGACAUUUAAGGUGCUAGCAAGAAAGAGUCUGAUUAACAUCGUGAGUGGUUACGCUCCACAGAUUGGCUGUGAAGAUCAAGAGAAGGAAGAAUUCAGAGAACAACUUGAACAAAGUGUUAGAGAGAUCCCUGAGGAAGAAGAAAUCAUCCUAGGAGCUGAUCUGAACUGGCAUAAGAGAGAUGAACAUCUAACAACAUACCGAAGUGGAGAUGGCAGUUCCCAGAUCGACUUCCUAGUGGUGAGGAAGAGAAUCCGUAAAUACGUGAAAGAUGCAAAAGUGAUUCCCGGUGAGGCAGUUGCUCACCAUAAAGACUGUUGGUUAUGGAUGGGACAUUCUCUAAGAAAAGGAAAGGAGAAACAACAGGGAAGAAGCUGCAGAAGUUCAAGGUGUGGAAACUAUGGGAAUGUGCAGGAGAAUACAGAAGAGAACGAAUGGGAAGAGCUAACGGAACUACCAGCAGUGGAAGGUCUGAUACAGCAAGUAAGCCUGCAGGAGGUGUCAGCCGUCCUCAAGAAGAUUGAAGAAGAACAAGUCAGCAGGCACAUCGGAGGUUGUGGUAGAGAUGUUGGAUGCCUUGGGGAGUGA